Dromiciops gliroides (monito del monte) is the source of this 2105-nucleotide messenger RNA. RefSeq names its product ubiquitin conjugating enzyme E2 G2 (gene UBE2G2). The coding region runs from base 343 to 756 and encodes 137 amino acids. Gene Ontology annotation, cellular component: endoplasmic reticulum; cytosol. The transcript has 6 exons. The record is from RefSeq and is a predicted model, not a curated record. NCBI's taxonomy places the organism in Eukaryota, Metazoa, Chordata, Mammalia, Microbiotheria, Microbiotheriidae.
CAAGUCAAAGGUGAUCGUUUUUUGUGGCAAGUCUUGUUUAGAGUGUCCUGGGAGUCCUGAGGGCCCGCACCUGCCUUGGUCUCCCCUUCUGGGCUCUCUCUGGUAGAAUUUGCAGAUGGCUUCCGGUCCUUGAUGACUGGAGCAGGACUCUGGUACAUCCGCUUAGCUUCUAUGGGCAAGGUGCCCUCCCCUGCCUCCGAUGCCAGGCGCCUACAGUGAAACAGCACCUGCCCCUGGGAAGCUUCCAGGGGGUCAGUCCUGUACGUCUACAAGCCGACAGUGAAUGGGCCAUAAAUACAAGAGCUGACGCUGAAUCCGCCUGAGGGAAUCGUGGCAGGCCCGAUGAAUGAAGAGAACUUUUUUGAAUGGGAAGCCUUGAUCAUGGGCCCAGAAGACACCUGCUUUGAGUUUGGUGUCUUUCCUGCCAUUCUAAGCUUCCCCCUGGACUACCCGCUCAGCCCCCCGAAGAUGAGGUUCACCUGUGAGAUGUUCCACCCAAACAUUUACCCUGACGGAAGGGUUUGCAUCUCCAUUCUGCACGCUCCAGGAGACGACCCCAUGGGCUACGAGAGCAGCGCCGAGCGCUGGAGCCCGGUGCAGAGCGUGGAGAAGAUCCUGCUCUCGGUAGUGAGUAUGUUGGCAGAGCCCAAUGAUGAGAGCGGUGCUAACGUGGAUGCUUCGAAAAUGUGGCGGGAUGACCGGGAGCAGUUUUACCGCAUUGCCAAGCAGAUCGUGCAGAAGUCCCUGGGGCUCUAGGACCCCUCCUUCCCUGCCCUGCCCCACCCCAUCCCCACCCCUGAGACAUAGUCACAGCUGCGAGUCCCCUGCGGUCCCUCCGCUGGGGCGCCUGACGCUCCUUGCAUUGGAUGGAUAGAGGCUUCUGCACUCUGGGAGUGUUCCUCCGACUGGGGCAUCCUGGCCGCUGGGCACGGCCCUUCCUCUCUGCAGAGGUGGCUGGGGAGCCAGGCUUUGGGUGGAGCAAAGAACCCGAGGAGAGGCCUGGGUGCGGAAGCCGACUCUGGGUCCAUUGACGGGUCUUGACAUGUGCCACAUGGGAAGCUCAUUCUGCAAUCACUUUCUGUCCUUACUGUUUGACAAAUAUAUGUUUUUCUUAUCACCCAGUCGAUGAUCGUUUUUUCAGGUGUGCAUUACUGUCAGCCCCAGGGUUGUUGGCAGGUGGCCUUUUUUGCAAUGUGAGUCAACAGAGAGGGGCCGGGGCGGAGUGGGCUGAAGUGGGAAAAUGCUUCAUGAACGCAUCUUAAAAAGCCCAGAGGUCUUUGGGUCACAUCUCUGCUCUGGUCAGCCGUGUCGGCAUACUUGGGCCAUGAGUUCUGGCAGAGGCUGCCUCUGGGAGAACCAGGCCUUACCCAGGGCCUGCAGACUUGGAAGGGUUUGGGAAUUCUUGUCUGCUCUGACCCCUCUCUCCAAGGCAAGGUGGCGGUUAAGCAGGCUAGGAGGGCUUCCCCAUUGGAGCCCCGGUGGACACUUGAGUUUGCAGCCCAGCGCCGAGAGCUGAGAUUCUAAGCAAUAAUGAAUUCUUUGCCUGCAGAAUCAGUGACUUGGGUCUGCUUUUAGCAGGUAAAAUUUGAAUGGGAAUUUCUAUUUUUUAAAGACAAGCAAUAAAGGGUGUUGUAUGAGCUAUUCAUCCAUAGAUGGGCAUUUACUCUGCCCUAAUUCUUCCCUUCAGCUCCAUUUUCUAGGGAACUCACUAAAACCCCUCCCCCAGUUUUAUGGGAUUAGAUGCCAUUGGAGCUGCCCCCAUUCUCUUUUUUCCUGAAGGGGAUUUUUUCAGUCUGAAGUAAAUGCUGUAGGGUGGAGGGAGGGUUAGGAGCGUGCCCUGAGUAGUUUUUGCAGACGCCCCCAAGCUGGGUGAGGUGUUGAGGGUAGCUGAGCUUCAGAGUUCAGAAGAGAGGGCAGAGGAAGCUGUUGUUCAAGAGGGGCUGAAGAGCUCAGAAGGUACUUUUGAGACUGAAAAGCUUUUUCAACAGCAAAGUGUUUUUAUGCAUUUGUAUUGAUUUUCAGUGCCGCCCCCAUGCUGGUUCCUUAUUUUAUGGUGGAAUUUAAUUGCUUUGUUAAAAAUAAAGGUGCCUAUUGAUCCCUGUGCA